Molecule: messenger RNA, 1114 nt
Organism: Glossina fuscipes
Lineage: Eukaryota; Metazoa; Arthropoda; Insecta; Diptera; Glossinidae
Gene: strat
Product: guanine nucleotide exchange factor MSS4 homolog
Exons: 2
Coding region: 210-593 (127 amino acids)
Biological process (GO): small GTPase-mediated signal transduction; post-Golgi vesicle-mediated transport
Cellular component (GO): cytosol; membrane
Molecular function (GO): guanyl-nucleotide exchange factor activity; zinc ion binding
Source: RefSeq, a predicted model, not a curated record
AAAUUUCGCGUCUUGGCUUCCGUACAAUUUUUCUGUAUUUAAAUAAGGCGGCUGACUGACAUUGUAAAUAAAUUUAAAGUUGCCGUAUCAGCUGUCGUUGUGAAUGGUAAAAAGCUGACAGAUUAUCAAUACGUCUUGAAUGCUUCGCUUAAUAAGAGUAUGCAUUUGUUUGGCUGUGAAAAAGAAAAACCUUAUAUUCUGUGUGAAAAAUGUGUGAAAAUGAAAUAUUAAAUAAUAAGAAUAAACAGAAUGUUCGUUGUCGUUACUGUAAUUCAUUAAUUUUACGUAAGGAACAGGGCGAAUACUUAAAACUACAAAUUGAUUUACCUUUAAUGCAUCAGAAGAAUACUACUAAAGAUGUGAACACCAUUGAAACUGAAGAAUUAGUUGAUUUUUGGUUAGUUAAUGACAUGUUCAUCUUUGAAAAUGUUGGUUUUUCUAAUACGGUUGGUAAAAGAAAAUAUCUGAUAUGUGCCGAUUGUGAUAUGGGCCCAGUCGGUUAUCACGAUAUUGCCACCAAGAAAUGCUACUUGGCAAUGCAAAGAGUGCAGCAUGGAAAUGAACUGGUCAAAAUUGAGAAUGCACUUACAUAGUGUCGCGAAAGUGAAAAAUAAAUAAUUGAUUUAAAGGUUAGAAUUUGUAAUUCCGCGUGUGUGCUUCUCAAUAUCUACACUUGAAAAACUUCUGCAUAAGUAGUGGUAUUAAAAGCUUAGUUUAUAUAAACUUUUGUAUUCAAAUAAAUCGCAUGAACGGCAAAAUUCUUGUCUUUUAAAUUUAUAGGCUAAAUUUGCAGAUAUUUUGUUUCAAUAUUUUCGAUAUCUAUUAAGCAAAUCUUAACCACAAAAGCUUUUGCAUCAAAUUUUAGUUCAAUGACUUGUAAGUAAUUAACGUUAUCUCGUAAGACCGUUUGCCAUUUUGCAGCGUAAAUCGCAGACAUUUGUUAAAACCAAUCCCUGGGUUCCAUGUGCUUUUUGAAUUGUCGAAGGUGACAGGUGUUUGAAAAUUUGCCUGGUGACAUUACAUAAACGGAUGUUCUUGAUACUUAUAUUGAUAUGGAAGUGGUUCGAAUCAGAAAGCUUUUUUACGCCUUAUUUGAAAAAGAGGUAUGUAGGUA